CCAACUGAGCCACCCGGCUGGCCCCAUAAUCUCACUUCUUUAGUGGAUUUCUUAAAGAUGGCAGCUACCAUGAAUUCAGCAAAAGCAGAAGACAAGCCAGAUUCCAGCUCUCCCGUGUAGCCAGAGUAUAGGGGAAGGAGUCAGGAACUCUGGCUCCAAGUCCUAACUUUGUGCACUCUGAGUUGAACAAGUCCCUUAACCUCUCUUGGGCCAAAUUUGUCCAGCUGUAGAAGGUCUAGCACAUGGAGUUAGGUCUACUGGAUCCUCAGAAGUCUCUGUGACACCUAGACCCAACUUUCUUAAAAUGGAAGCAUCUCAUGAGAGACCUCUCUGCCCUGGUGUUUUGGGGCCUAACACAAAAGCAAAGGGGCACUGCCACCUCCUCCACCAAAAUUCCCUCAAGACUGAAGGGUGUUGGAGCAAAGGAGCGGUUGAAGCAGCAGGACCUGACCCACCCAACCCCUGUUCCUGGGUAGAGAUGUCCUAGGAGGUGAUGUCUGCCAAUCUCUCUCAUCAGGGCAGGACUGGAAGUCAAUAGGGGUGAGAAGGUGUUUGGCAUCAACACCAAGAAGCCUCAUCCUCCACCCAAGUCGCUGCAGCUUCUCGAGAUCAGGGCUGGAGGAGCAGUUAGAGACCAAUUAUUCUCACAGGGAGAGAAAGGAGCCAGGAGGAACUCACCUAAGGCCCACAGCUAGUCUGUGGCAGAGAGGCUGAAAUCCAAGCCUUCUUCCCAUGGGGAAAACGAGUUCUUAGCCUUAUGCAGACAGGUAUCUCAGGAGACUCAAUGCUUCAUUCCCUUGAUUCAGGCAUCAAGGUGAACGGAUUCAGCAUUAAAAGGUAGGUACUUUUAAAUAAUUUUCAAAUGAUCAAAUGUCAAAGUAAAGAAAAAGCCAGGUCUGGAAUGAAAGGAUGAGGGAGAGACAAUAUUGAUGAGAACUGGACUAAGCCAGGGAGGGAAAGAGCUGGCCGGCUCACAUUCCCAUGGCUCCUGGAGACACUGCGUUUUCCUAGCAGGGUCGCGAAGGAUGCACUGAGGGCCAGGAGUGGGGCAUUGAGCCCAGGUUAGAGGAGAUGGGGGCGGGAGGCGGGGGUAGCCUCUCUGCACCGUCUCGCAAUGCAGCCGCCGGGGCCUGCAUGUUGAGCCCCUACCUGGGAGCCCCAAAGGCUGGUCUGGGUGGGGCCCGCAGAAGCCAGCCUCCCUCUGUGGUGGGGUUCUGGCUGGCCCUUAUCUCUCCUUGGCGCAGACGCUAUGGGAACUCCGGGAGCCUCACAUCCCGCGGAGGCGGGGUUGCUGAGCUGGCCGAGUCCGCUAGAAUCCGGCCGGGCGGGGGACAGAGAGUGGGGGGGGAGCCUCGAUCUGAGAUGGCUCCUCUCUGGCCCCUGGAUCCUGCACACCCCGCCUGGGGCUCAUUACCCCACCUGUAAAAGUAGGGCGUGUUUGUGGUGAUCAUAGGAGGCCCUGCCAUUUGAAGUCCAGGGCCGUAGCAGGAAGAUCUGUGCCGUAGGGGACCCAGGCGCGUGGAAGGCUAGCGGAAAAAGGGAAACCCCGCGGCUCUCCGCACCCGGGAGACCGGUGCAGCCCGGCGAGGGCGGAGGCGGCGCGCUGGGGUCCGCCGGCUGGCUACUGGCAGGAGAUAACCCUCCAGCCCCACCUCGUGGCGGGAGGAAACGCCGGGAGCCUGCCCAGAGGGGACCUGGGGAUUCCAGACUUCCCAACGAUCAGGAAUGGAGAACCACGCCGGCAAAUAUUUAUGAAGGGAGCAGCUAGGAACACCAGCUCUUGGCGAACUCAUGUAAUAGUAAUAACAUAAUGGCAGCUAGCAUUUAUUGAACAUGUGCUACCAGCCAAACACAGUACUUAACAUCCUCUAGUCAUUUUGUCAUUUAGAGUCUUAAUAAUCUUUGAAGCAGGUACUAUUAUUCCCAUCUCACAGAUGAGAAAACUGAGGUUUAGAGAGAAUGAGCAGCCUGUCCAAGUCCACACUUAAUGGAGAGAGCUGAAUCACCACAGCCCCCAACAUUUUACAACUAGAGACUUGAGAAUGUGGAGGGACAGUCCCAGUUUGCUGUGAAACUGAAGUAAUCAGGGCUUCAGCGGCCCUCCACCCCGCAAUGUAUGGCUAACUGCUGUGUUCCUGCUCCAGUGAGUGGCUUCCACCUCUCCCUCUAUUUUAAAGAAUAGUAUCUGUGGCCACAAAAGUCUGAAGCCAAAGGACAGAGCUUUGCUUCUCUGAUGCCCAGGAUCCUUGGCAGAAAAAGGCUCUAAGAAUUAGAGACUGGGGAAAACUGAGCAGUUAGGAACUUCCUAGAAGGGUGGAAACUGUCCUAAGUUACAGAAGGCUUGGGUUCCAGGCCUUGCUCUACUUCUAACUGGUUAUGUGAUCUUGGGCAAGUCCCGUCUCUUCUCUGGGCUUCAGUUUCCUUCUUGUACAAUGGAAGGAUUCUUCUAGAUGAUCUAAUAAUCCCUUUCCUUUCCCCCAGCCUCCCCUUAUCCCUCCCUGUGCUACCUGCACCCAAACUGGCUCUGCAUUCCCGGAACAGCCUUGAACUGAGGUUUAAAGGUCCCAGGUAGGAGUCACAACCCAUUUCUGAGUUUCCUCCUGAGCUCUGGACCCUGCGCAUUAGGUCCUGGUAGGGUAUCUGACCUUGGCAGGUUGGAGCCAUCAGAGGGGAGAAUGGCCCUGUGCUUCUGAGACAGGCCUGGGGUGGGGGGGCUGCAUUGUGAUGACCUCACCCACUCUAUGACAUCACCCUCUCUCCUACCCCCACUCCUCCCUGAUCAACUGCUCUGCAAACAACCAUCAGUCUGAAUCCCAAAGGCCUGAGAAAGCUGUUCUCCAGUACUUGAUGCUGAUAUUUGACUCAGCCAGCAAGAAACACCAUGAAAUUGGAAUUCACCGAGAAAAACUACAACAGCUUUGUGCUACAGAACCUGAACAAACAGAGGAAACGCAAAGAGUACUGGGACAUGGCCCUGACUGUGGACCACCAUGUCUUCUUUGCACAUCGCAACGUGCUGGCUGCUGUCUCUCCACUGGUGAAAAGCCUCAUCUCCAGUAACGACAUGAAGACCACUGAUGAGCUCUUUAUCACCAUUGACCCCAACUACCUGAGUCCAGCCACGGUGGACCAGCUCCUGGACUACUUCUACAGUGGCAAGGUGGUUAUCUCAGAGCAGAAUGUGGAGGAACUCCUUCGUGGGGCCCAGUAUUUCAACACACCACGCCUUAGAAUCCACUGCAGUGACUUCCUGAUUAAGUCCAUCCGCCGUGCCAACUGCUUGCGCUAUCUCUUCUUGUCAGAGUUGUUUGAGCUCAAAGAGGUAUCAGACUUGGCCUACUCUGGCAUUCGUGACAACUUCCACUACUGGGCCAGUCCUGAGGGCUCCAUGUACUUCAUGCGCUGUCCACCCAUCAUUUUUGGCCGCCUGCUCCGAGAUGAAAACUUGCAUGUGCUCAACGAGGACCAGGCUCUCAGUGCACUCAUCAAUUGGGUGUACUUCCGGAAGGAAGAGAGGGAAAAAUAUGUCAAAAAGUUCUUCAGUUAUAUCAAUCUUAAUGCCGUCUCCAACAAGACACUGAUGUUUGCCAGCAACAAGUUGAUGGGCAUCGAUAACAGCUCAGUCCAUGCAGCCCUGAUUGAGAGUGUCCUUGCGGACCGCAAGCAGGAGAAGCCAUGCAGCCUGCUGAGCUACCAGCGGAAAGGGGCCCUGCUUGAUUCAGUGGUCAUCCUAGGUGGCCAGAAGGCCCACGGCAAGUUCAACGAUGGCGUGUUUGCCUAUAUCAUACAGGAGAACCUGUGGUUGAAGCUCUCAGAGAUGCCCUAUCGGGCAGCAGCACUUAGUGCCACCUCUGUUGGUCGUUACAUCUACAUCUCUGGUGGCACCACUGAGCAGAUUUCAGGGCUGAAGACGGCUUGGCGGUAUGACAUGGAUGAAAACUCCUGGACCAAGUUGCCUGACCUGCCAAUUGGGCUUGUCUUCCACACCAUGGUGACCUGCGGGGGGACAGUGUACUCAGUGGGUGGGAGCAUUGCCCCAAGGCGGUAUGUCUCUAACAUCUAUCGCUAUGAUGAGCGCAAGGAGGCCUGGUGCCUGGCAGGGAAGAUGAGCAUCCCUAUGGAUGGCACAGCUGUGAUCACAAAGGGUGACCGGAACCUGUACAUUGUCACUGGGCGGUGCUUGGUGAAGGGCUACAUUUCCCGGGUCGGGGUGGUGGACUGCUUUGACACCAACACUGGGGACAUGGUCCAGUGUAUCACUUUCCCCAUUGAGUUCAACCACCGGCCCCUGCUGUCUUUCCAUCAGGACAUCCUCUGCGUGCACAGCCACCGGCAAAGCGUGGAAAUCAACUUGCAGAAGAUCAAGGCCAGCAAGACAACUGCCUCAGUGCCUCUCUUGCCCAACAACUGCCCCUUGGAUGUGUCCCAUGCCAUAUGCUCCAUUGGAGACAGCAGAGUGUUUGUAUGUGGGGGUGUCACCACAACCAGUGAUGUCCAGACAAAGGACUACACCAUCAAUCCAAAUGCCUACUUGCUGGACCAAAAGACAGGCGAAUGGAAGACCCUGGCCCCUCCACCAGAGGCACUGGACUGUCCUGCCUGCUGUCUAGCCAAGCUUCCUUGCAAGAUUCUUCAAAGGAUUUAAACAACUUUCUAAGUGGGGGAAUACGUAAAUGCAUUAUUAUUCACAAUUUAAAGAGAGAGAGAAAGGAA
This is a messenger RNA of Hipposideros armiger (great roundleaf bat), 4713 nucleotides long. It is a transcript of the gene CCIN, whose product is annotated as calicin. The transcript has a single exon. The record is from RefSeq and is a predicted model, not a curated record. The coding region runs from base 2882 to 4645 and encodes 587 amino acids. Gene Ontology annotation, molecular function: protein binding. NCBI's taxonomy places the organism in Eukaryota, Metazoa, Chordata, Mammalia, Chiroptera, Hipposideridae.